Messenger RNA from Musa acuminata AAA Group (dessert banana), 1152 nucleotides. RefSeq names its product peptide deformylase 1B, chloroplastic-like. Gene Ontology annotation, molecular function: peptide deformylase activity. The record is from RefSeq and is a predicted model, not a curated record. Gene Ontology annotation, biological process: peptidyl-methionine modification. The coding region runs from base 38 to 877 and encodes 279 amino acids. NCBI's taxonomy places the organism in Eukaryota, Viridiplantae, Streptophyta, Magnoliopsida, Zingiberales, Musaceae. Gene Ontology annotation, cellular component: mitochondrion; chloroplast. The transcript has 7 exons.
AAAAGCCAUAGAAACAAAGGAGCGUUAGGGAAGCCAAAUGGCAGCGCGGCUCUCGGCCUCGCCGCUCAUCUCCUACGCUGCCCUCAUCCCUCUGCUGUCACGCCGCGCCGCCACCGUCCGGUACCCGUUCCCCUUCUCCGGGCGAUCCCUUCUCAGCUUCUCAUCCAAAACCCUAACCGUAGCUCGCGAUGCCACUGCCAUGGACGUCUCCGCGCGAGCCCGGCGCGGGUUCGCCUCUCAAGUUGACGACUUCGCUUCCCCCGAUGACUUGUGCUUUGAGGCACCGUUGAAAAUUGUGGAGUAUCCUGACCCGAUUUUGAGGGCUAGGAAUAAGCGCAUCAGCACGUUCGAUGAGAAUUUAAAGAAAUUGGCGAAGGAGAUGUUCGAUGUCAUGUACAAAACUGAUGGCAUUGGCCUCUCAGCACCCCAAGUUGGAGUAAAUGUACAACUUAUGGUAUUUAAUCCUGCUGGUGAACGAGGUGAAGGAGAGGAAAUUGUUCUUGUGAACCCAAAAAUAUAUAAAGCCUCAACACGCACUUUAUUUUUCAAUGAGGGCUGCUUAUCCUUUCCAGGAAUAUAUGCAGAUGUAGAGAGACCAGCAUCUAUCAAGAUUGAUGCUCGAAAUAUAACAGGUGCAAGGUUUAGAGUUACCCUUUCUGGACUUCCUGCUCGAAUUUUCCAGCAUGAGUUUGAUCAUUUGCAGGGAAUUCUUUUCUUUGAUCGGAUGACUGAAGAUGUUCUUGAAAGUAUCCGUUCGGAGUUGAAGGCUUUAGAACAAAAGUAUGAAAGCAGAACUGGGCUUCCAAGUCCUGAAAGCAUUGAUAAGUAUGAGAGAACUCAGAGAAGAAAUGAGAUUGCUGGUUUCGCUGGAAGAUGACCAACCAAAUGGAAUUAUUUCUGAUUGGAGCCUAUAGCCAUGGCGAAGAGUAUUUAUAUCUUCUAGUAUGUAGCCUACUCAACAGUGCAAAGAGAUUUCAGUAUGAUGCCACAUAUAUGAAAUAUAUACUUCAUUUGGCAGAUGCUUUAACAUAAUCAGGUCUGUUGAUUAUAGCUGUGAUUACACAAGAUUUGUUUUCUUUUGAGAUACUUAUGGUCUCUGUCUCCUCUUCCUGUAUUUGAAAGAUUUUGCAAGUAAAUUGGUUGUUACUUCAA